Molecule: messenger RNA, 2754 nt
Organism: Phlebotomus argentipes
Lineage: Eukaryota; Metazoa; Arthropoda; Insecta; Diptera; Psychodidae
Gene: pAbp
Product: polyadenylate-binding protein
Exons: 4
Coding region: 404-2338 (644 amino acids)
Cellular component (GO): ribonucleoprotein complex; cytoplasmic stress granule; nucleus
Molecular function (GO): poly(A) binding; poly(U) RNA binding; mRNA 3'-UTR binding
Source: RefSeq, a predicted model, not a curated record
GCCAGACGGGAGAAAACGUCAGUUCCCGUACCACCCGCUGCAGCGUGCGCAUCGCAGCAGCCAUUUGUCUUUUGUUCUCUCUUCACCUUCACUAUUCGUUUUUCAUUUACGGGAAGUGAUGGAUUAGACCACACAUUCUCUAGCAAAAAAAUCAUAAAAAACCUAAAAAAAAUAUAAAAAAAUACAUAAAAACCCAAAAAAAUUGCAAAACUCUAAAAAUCAUAAAAUUUUGUGUUAAUUUAAGAACAGUUUUAUAAGGGGAAUCACAGCUAAAAGGCAACCUAAGUGAAUCCGACAUUUUUCCAAACAGCAGCGCGAGUGAUUUCACCAUCGUCGAGAAGCAGCGUGACACACUUUCUGUUUUCCUACGACACAGACGCACGGAACUGGUGGCAGCCCCAAAAUGGCAUCUCUCUACGUCGGCGACUUGCAUCAGGACAUUACCGAGGCGAUGCUCUUCGAGAAGUUCUCCACGGCGGGGCCCGUGAUGUCCAUCCGCGUGUGCCGCGACAUGAUGACGCGCCGCUCCCUGGGGUACGCCUAUGUGAACUUCCAGCAGCCCGCAGACGCCGAACGUGCUCUGGAUACGAUGAACUUUGAUUUGCUGAAGAGCCGCCCGAUUCGCAUAAUGUGGUCGCAGCGCGAUCCGUCACUGAGGAAGUCCGGAGUUGGGAAUGUGUUCAUCAAGAAUCUGGAUAAGAGCAUUGAUAACAAGGCCAUGUACGACACAUUCUCGGCGUUCGGCAACAUCCUGAGCUGCAAGGUGGCGCAGGACGAGAAGGGCUCCUCAAAGGGCUACGGCUUUGUUCACUUUGAGACUGAGGAGUCGGCCAACACGUCGAUCGACAAGGUGAACGGCAUGUUGCUGAACGGCAAGAAGGUCUUCGUGGGACGAUUCAUUCCGCGCAAGGAGCGCGAGAAGGAGCUCGGCGAGAAGGCGAAACUCUACACGAACGUGUAUGUGAAGAACUUUGGUGAUGAACUCAGCGAUGAGACGCUGAAGACGAUGUUUGAGAAAUACGGUGGCAUCACGAGUCACAAGGUGAUGAUGAAGGACGACGGCAAGUCACGUGGCUUUGGCUUCGUGGCCUUCGAUAACGCCGAGGCGGCGGAAGCAGCAGUGUCGGCGCUGAACGGGAAGGAGCUCACGGAUGGGAAGACGUUGUACGUGGGCAGAGCACAGAAGAAGGCCGAGCGCCAGAUGGAGUUGAAGCGUCGCUUUGAGCAGAUCAAGAACGAGCGACUGAGUCGCAGCCAAGGCGUGAACUUGUACGUGAAGAAUCUCGACGACACGAUCGAUGAUGAGAUCCUGAGAAAGGAGUUCACGCAAUUCGGCACCAUCACGUCUGCCAAGGUGAUGAUGGAGGACGGGCGCUCGAAGGGCUUCGGGUUUGUGUGCUUCUCAGCGCCGGAUGAGGCUACGCGCGCCGUGACGGAGAUGAACGGGCGUAUCGUGGGAACGAAGCCACUGUACGUGGCACUGGCUCAGCGCAAGGAGGACCGCAAGGCUCACUUGGCGUCGCAGUACAUGCAGAGGAUGGCGAACAUGAGGAUGCAGCAGAUGGGGCAGUUAUACCAGCCCAGCGGCGCCGCCGGGUACUUUGUGCCCUCGAUUCCGCCCACGCAGCGCUUCUACGGACCACAGAUGACGCAGCUGCGCACCACGCCACGCUGGGCCACGCAGCCGACCAUCCGCCAGUCGGGCGCCGUGCAGAACACCAACUCCACGGCCGUGGCGGUGGGUGUGCCCGCGGCGGGCUACCCGAACCUGUCGUCUGGCGGCGGAGCCACGCAGUACCGCCCCGGUGGCGGUGCGGGCGUCAGGUCGGCGCAGCAGUCGGGACAGGGUGGCCAGGGUGGUCAGACGUCGCUGCGCAAUGUCGCGCGUCCGAUCACGGGACAACAGAACGCGGCUGGAGCCAUCCAGGGACGCCAGAUCUCGGCACCGGUGGCGAAUGCGGGGCGCACGCAAAACUACAAGUACACGACCAAUAUGCGCAAUCCGCAGCAGCAGCUGGUGUCCCUGGGCGCGGCGCAGCCCGUGCAGCAGGCGGUGCAUGUGAAGGGACAGGAGCCACUGACCGCCUCCAUGUUGGCGUCGGCACCGCCCGCGGAGCAGAAACAGAUGCUGGGCGAGCGCCUGUUCCCGCUCAUCGAGAGCAUGUAUCCGCAGAUGGCGGGCAAGAUCACGGGCAUGCUGCUGGAGAUCGACAACUCCGAGCUGCUGCACAUGCUGGAGCACAGCGAGUCGCUGAAGGCGAAGGUCGAGGAGGCCGUGGCGGUCCUGCAGGCGCACCAGGCCAAGCAGCAGGUGGUGACUUCGGGCAAGAUGGAGUAGAAGGGGAGUGGAGGCGAUUCGACGUUACACUUUGGGCAAAAGAAGAGGUUCCAUGUGAGUUUUUCUUCAAGUAUUCUUCGUUCCUCUGAUGAUGGCAACAGCAAAUCUCGUGAAUUUUAGGUGGCGGUUUAAUAUUUUCACAAUUUCAUUCGAGCGAUUUAUGAUUUCUAUCAUUUCUAUUUUCUCCCAUAUGUCUCUUUAUUAAUUUGAAUUUCGAGCAAGACAGAGAAACUACUGAAUUAUCCACUUUUUAAUUGUAUCCCUGAAGAGAAAGAAAUAAACAUUUUAAGUUGAAUUCGAGUUGACACGAUGAGUUCUUUAUUUUCUUCCACAGACACUUAGUUAUAACACAAUAUUUUUAUACAAUAAAAGAACCUGUAUCGAAGAAUCAAGGAAUAAAAUACAAUAAAUAGAGA